CAUUCCCUACCCGGAUGUUGAUUCGGAAACGCUGUUGAGGCAGUUUCCUCAAAACUAGCUGUUAGGCUAAUAUUUCAUAUGACACAGUCUAAACUUUGCCCAGAAACAGAAAAAAAUAUACUUUUACCUGCUCAAGCUAAAGCUUUCAGACAGCUAUGACGUGACAUCAUUGUCGGCGGUGAUUGAGUUCUCGAGUUUACGUUUUUACGUCUACGCAUCACUUAAAUCAAGUGUCUGAAGUGAGCAGGAUGCUAGCAUGUGUCGUUGACAAGUAACUGUAGGAAGUUAGCUUGUUAGCCUCGAGAGACAUCCGUGUGUUAUGAGGCUUAAUUUUCCUUCCCUAUGCUUAUUUUACAUAACAUCUGCGAAAUGGAUGCCGAGCCCAUAGUGAUCCGCAUAAAAACGCCAUCAGGGGACAUGGACUCAUCUGUGGACUAUCCAUCUCUUCUGAACUUCAAUGACUUACUGGUCGCAAUCAGAGAUGUGAUGCCUGAAGCCACUGUCACUGCCUUUGAAUAUGAAGAUGAGGUGGGUGACAGAAUCACUGUAAGAAGUGAUGAAGAACUCAAAGCCAUGUUGUCAUAUUACUGCAAUACAAUGAAUGAACAACGCAUGAAUGGACUGCUACCAGACCCUCUACAGAUUUUUCCAAGAGCCGGCAAGACUCCAGGGAUCCGGAACAUACAUGGCCUGAAGGUUAACACAAGGCCUAAUCCAGCCAAUGACUGCACUCAUACCGCACCUGACUCUAUAGCCAACAACAGCCUCAAAAAAUCAUCUGCUGAGCUAAAGAGGAUCUUGACAAAUGGGCAGAUAAAUGCUCAAGAGAUCCACUAUCAAGAGCAACUUGGUCAUGGAAACGGAGGCACGGUUUACAAAGCAUACCAUGUCCUUGGCAAGCGGGUUUUGGCUGUUAAGGUCAUUCCUCUGGAUAUUACGGUAGAAUUACAGAAGCAAAUCAUGUCAGAAUUAGAAAUUCUCUACAAGUGUGAUUCACCCUACAUCAUCACUUUCUUCAGUGCCUUUUUUGUAGAGAACAAGAUAUCUAUAUGCACAGAAUUUAUGGACGGAGGAUCUUUAGAUGUCUACAAAAAAAUUCCUGAGCAUGUGCUGGGAAGGAUUGCAGUUGCUGUUGUCAAAGGACUGACAUAUCUGUGGAGCCUGAAGAUACUUCACAGAGAUGUCAAGCCUUCCAAUAUGCUGGUGAACACCCGAGGACAAGUCAAGCUGUGUGACUUUGGUGUCAGCACACAGUUGGUAAAUUCUAUUGCCAAGACAUAUGUUGGAACCAACGCAUACAUGGCACCGGAAAGGAUAUCAGGAGAACAGUAUGGAAUCCAUGCAGAUGUGUGGAGUGUGGGCAUCUCUUUCAUGGAGCUGGCACUCGGCAUGUUUCCAUAUCCACAAAUUCAGAAGAACCAAGGCUCUUUAAUGCCUCUCCAGUUACUGCAAUGCAUCGUUGAUGAGGACCCUCCGGUGCUUCCUGUCGGACAGUUCAGUGAGAAGUUUGUUCACUUCAUUACACAGUGUAUGCGGCGGAACCCCAAGGAGAGACCUGCACCAAAUAACCUCAUGGAUCAUUCCUUCAUCAUCCAGUUCAACGAUGGAAAUGCAGAGGUGGUGUCCAUGUGGGUUUGUCGUAGUCUGGAGGACAGACGAGCCCAGCAGACUUAGUCAUGUCCUCCUGCCUUUCAACCCCAAUGGACCCGGACAAUUGACUCCAGACUUUGAACACUCAUCAAAGACUUCAGAGUCAAAUACAUCCAUACGAAGUCUACAGGUGACUUCAUGUACAUGGACAUAAAUCACUAGUUGUUACAUAUUUUAUGUGAGUAUUUCUUUAUUAAAUAAUUGUGUGCCGCGGCGUGAAGGCGCCUACACCUCCUGAGAGUAUUAAUCUCCCAGUUCUAACAGUGCACAGACCAGACUGAGUUUGUUGUUUUUUAGCAUGCAUCUCCUGCUUCAGAUGCCUCCAACAAGUUUUUCUGGAUAGUCCUGAAAUACUGUGAGCCUCACAGUCUGAAGGGAGAUAAAUUAUCCAAUGAGCAUCAGAGACAACAGCAAAGCUUAAAGAAGACUGUAAAACCGAGUCCGGGUCGUGCUCUGCUUCUGUGAUGGAAUCAAAUGACCAUCUUGUGCUUUACAGAUGACAGCAGUGUAGUGAAUGUCAAGGUUUUUUCCUGUGAGUAACUGCCCUUCUCCUGUGCCUGUUUUUUCCAGUGGUGCAAGUUAUUACCUCCGAAAGUUUAAUUUGUCACUGUACAAGAAAGAUGUCCCCCAAAAAUCUUUUUAUUUUCUGCAUCUGGGCCAGAACAGAAAGAAUGUGUCCAGUCAUUAGGGAGAAUUGAGAUUGAGGGCCCGUUCAUGCUUUUUCAUCACCUGCCCAAGUUUUUUCUUCUUUUUCUGCCAUCAUCCUUUUAAAUAUGAAAUGCAUUGAAGUUUCAGGCUGCCUUGAUAAAUUGAGCCAGGUGUGCCAAGUUAAAGUCUCAGCCUGCAUAUGCAGGCGUGAAAGCUAUUAAUUGGCCUUGAGAGCCAGAAGCAAACCCCAGUGAAAAGAAUAAAAUAACACAUUCUCUUCAUUCUUAAGCUCAAUGAGCUAAAAAGGAUGUUUCACACUUGAUGGAAACCAAGCUUUAUUUCUCUUUAAACCUGUUUAUAACUUGGUUGCACAUCUUUUGACAUGCCUAAUGUUAAAAACCACUGAAUGGACGGUUGAUGUCUGACUGGAGAUGUCUGUGAAUCGUCCUCUUACAUGAAGCAGCUGUUUCUGUUUUUAGAAACUAAAGAAAGAGGAAAAAACUAAACAGAUUAGAGCUAAACCCUACAUUAUGAAAACAUCUCUUGAUGUUUUCUUGUGUUUUUUUUGUUUUUUUUAUCACUUUGUUACCAAAAAGUCUCCACACUAGAAAGAGAAGUCAUGCACUGUAUAUAAGUGGGGGAAUUUUAUUGGAAUAGCUAAAGAAAUCAGUGAUGUAUUAUAAAGGCAAAACAUUAGUGCAGGCAUCGCCAAAGAGGAGCCAAAUGAUGAAUUACACAGACUUCUCAUUAAUGUUAAAGGGCAAAGCAAAAUUCCUUGGAAGAAGUCUUUGUGUGCAGCACACAAGUGCAGUUUAAUGCCCUUUUUCCUUCGUAAAUUCACAGUGUAGCAGCAUGAUGUAUACAGAGUGAAUCACACAGAAAAAGCAGCAGUUAUUCAUUCAGUUACAUACUUUUGUAUUAUUUGUAAUUAUGAAAACACACAGUUUAAAUAUCAGCAUUUAACUAAGUCCUCCAAACGUAAUAUGUCUCAUCUGUAGAGGAAUCAAACGUGAGCCCCAUUAUAUCAUUAGUAAUUCAGGGAAAUGAAAAGACUACAGCAAUUUCUUUCUCUUUUUCUUCUUUCUUUCUUUUUUCUUUCUUCUUCUGUUUUGCUUCUUAUUUCCAGACUUGAUAGAUCACUCAGCAGCUGUGUUAAAAUAAGAUGUGUUUUAGAUCCAACUACAUGUUAAUGAGUCUGCACUGCAUACACACACACAGACAUAGUGUGUGAACAAUAAGAUUUGAGCAGUGGUGUUAAAUUAUCCAGAUCUCCUUAACUUGUGGCGUUGAAGGAUGUAGUUCCACAUUUGGUGUGUUAAAAAUGAGCUGAAAGUGGUCGAGCAGCUCCAGAAACAUCCAGAACCAAUGAAGAUGUCAUCAUGUUCUGGAGAAGACCAGCCAGUGGUUUAAUUCAUCUGCACUCUGAAUGUUCUUUGUAAUUAAGAGGAGUCUGUUUUUGUAAUUUUAUGCAUAAUAAAUAUUGGCCUAUAAACAUUAAUUGAAUGAAAUAAAUAGAUGGUAUCAGAAUUUGUAAAACUGAGUUUGGAGAAUCUUGAUCUACACAUGAAAUUCAUCUGCUUCCGAUGUUGAAAGGAGAGCGUUUAUAACUCCUCCAACUGGCUCAGAAUUUAAAGACUGAUUGGAGGAGAUGUGAUCCCUUUCUAUAAACUGUUUUAGUAAAUCACAUUUUAUGGUAAGAUAAUCGCUGCUUGUUGCGUUACAGCAGAGGGGGAGUAUGGAAAAUUCUCCCCCACAUUAACCUGUUUGGAGAAUCCACUAUUUGCCUCAGAAAGCUGCAAAUGAAACCCAACCUGUUACUUUUCUGUCCAUGAUGUCAUUUACUUUCAUCACUCUGGCCUGAUGGGGAAAAAAAUUAAAUCCUAUAUUGUGGAUUUUUUCAGUAUUCAUAAAUAGAAUAUCUUCUCAGCAUUUCACUAUGUUCUAACACAUCUUUUAACAUCCAGGUUCCUUACAGACUUGGUAAAGUAAACAACUAGUGUUAAAUUUAGAAUCUGGUGUUAAAAUAUUGACUCAACAAGUCCUGAAACUUCUCUAUUAUUUGUACGAUUUUGUUUUAUUUUUUGUUUUACGCCUGUUCUAAAAGUGAUCUUUUUACUUCUCUGUCAGCUUACAAGAGGACAUCACGUCCGUGUCGUCUUCCCUGUUAUAUAAGUUUUUGUCAUGUUAAAAACACAAAGUUUUCAACAGUGAGGAGAAAUAUUGGUUCUCUGAUAUUACUGACUGUCCGCCUUCUCUGUAAGUUUCUGUAUUGGCACAUAUUUCAACCAUAUUAAAUAAAAUUUAUUUAAGCGAA
Melanotaenia boesemani (Boeseman's rainbowfish) is the source of this 4612-nucleotide messenger RNA. RefSeq names its product mitogen-activated protein kinase kinase 5 (gene map2k5). The record is from RefSeq and is a predicted model, not a curated record. Gene Ontology annotation, molecular function: protein kinase activity; protein binding; ATP binding. The transcript is spliced from 22 exons. Lineage: Eukaryota; Metazoa; Chordata; Actinopteri; Atheriniformes; Melanotaeniidae. Bases 343 to 1674 code for a protein of 443 amino acids. Gene Ontology annotation, biological process: protein phosphorylation.